GCAAACAGCCCAAAGAACACACGCGUCUUCCCCAGAAAGCAGCUGUCACACAUAUGGAGGGCGCCACAGGCUGCGGCGUCCAUGUCGUUUCCCGGCGCAUGGUGCGUCCGUUCACGCCGCCGCCGCCGCCGGCGGUGAACGGGAACGGCUGCAAUCGACCCAAGGAGGAGACCGAGGUGAUUCACCUGGCGCCGUGGGACCUUCGCCUGCUCAGCAUCGACUACAUCCAGAAGGGCAUCCUUCUGCCCAAGCCUCCAUCCGAGGGCGACGACAACGACCUCCACCUCGUCAACGCCCUGCGGUCCUCGUUCGCGCGCGCCCUACGGAUCUUCUACCCGUUCGCCGGCCGGCUCACCUCCGAGGAGCGAGCCGACGACGGGACCGUGUCCGUGUUCCUGCGGUGCACCGGCGAAGGCGCCGAGUUCGUGCACGCGGUGGCGCCAGAGGUCGCCGCCGCCGACAUCGUCUCCUCGCUGUACACGCCGCCCGUGGUCUGGAAGUUCUACCCGCUGGCGCUGGUUCUUGGCGCUGACGCCGCCAUCGAGCGGCUUCCGGUGCUCGCCGCUCAGGUCACCGUGCUCGCCGACAGCGUCUUCAUCGGCAUGACGCUAAACCACUCCGUCGGCGAUGGCACCGCAUUUUGGCACUUCUUCAACACCUGGUCGGAGAUCAACCGCGCCACCGGCGGCGGCGCCGACCUGUCCACGCCGCCGCCGGUGUUCGGGAGAUGGUUCCCCGAGGCAUGUCCGGUGCCGAUCCCCUUGCCAUUCCGCAGGCUGGAGGACAUCGUGCGCCGGUUCGAGCGCACGGAGGUGAAGGAGUGCUUCUUCACCUUCUCCGCGGCGAGCGUCAGGAAGCUCAAGGCGCGGGCGAACGACGAGAUGGCCGGCAGCGCCACGGCCACCAUCUCGUCGCUCCAGUCGGUCCUCGCGCACCUGUGGCGCGCCGUGUGCCGGGCCCGGCGCCUCCCCCCAGAGCACGGCACGUUCUACUCGGUGGUGGUCGGGUGCCGCGGGCGCGUGGACGGCGUGCCGCCGGGCUACGUCGGCAACGCCAUGGUGUUCGGCAGGGCGGAGGCCACUGCCGGCGAGAUCGAGGAGAAGGGGCUGGGCUGGACGGCGUGGCUGCUGAACCGCGCCGUGGCGUCGUUCGACGAAGCGGCCGUGAGGGAGUCGCUGGAGCGGUGGGUCGGGGAGCCGGACUUCACGUACAUGGACAACCUGUCCUCCGCCGGCACGGCGCUAGUAACCGGGAGCUCGCCGAGGUUCGACGUGUUCGGGAACGACUUCGGGUGGGGGAAGCCGCUGGCCGUCCGGAGCGGCUCCGGGAACAAGGCCGACGGCAAGGCCACGGUGUUCGAGGGGCCGGAGCGGGGAGGGAGCAUAUCGCUAGAGGUGUGCAUCGCGCCGGACGCGCUCCAGAGGCUCGUCGCCGACCACGAGUUCAUGGACGCGGUGAGCACGUAUGUACGCCGGCAUGAUGAGCUUGAUGCAUGAUCGACGUGCAUUAAUUAAUCACUUGUAGUUGACAACAAGCUGUCGUACAUGUUCAUACGUGUAGAGG
This is a messenger RNA of Zea mays, 1563 nucleotides long. RefSeq names its product HXXXD-type acyl-transferase family protein. The record is from RefSeq and is marked validated. The transcript has a single exon. NCBI's taxonomy places the organism in Eukaryota, Viridiplantae, Streptophyta, Magnoliopsida, Poales, Poaceae. Bases 54 to 1496 code for a protein of 480 amino acids.